CGCGGAUUACGACUCAAUUUAAAAGUAGAGGACAUGUGCGGAUCACAAAGUGAAUGAACUUAUUUGACGAAUAAUAUUUUGGCAUACUAUGCAGUGGGAAUCUCCAUUAGAGUUUGAACGGAACCUGUUUCUCCUGAAAAAAUGAACUGUUUCAGCUGGAGGUUGAGGCGCACGGCCCCUGCACAUGGCAGCAGCAAGAAUGAGCUUCUUUCCUCCAAACCUCCCAGAAUCAAUGGCUGGUCCUGUCCCCCUCCACCUUUCCAGGUGGUUGCAUGGCUGGUGUACAGCUUCCUCGCCAUCAUCGGCUUUGGCGUCCAUAUCCCUCUUCUGCCCCGGCCCUGGACCCAUGUGGUCUAUGCUGUCAUGGGCAUCGUAUUUAUUGUGCACUUUUUUAGCCACAUUGCUGCUGUGACUGUAGAUCCAGCAGAUGUCAGCGUGAGGGCCAAAAAGAGCUAUUCCAGUCCCAUACCUCUAUUUGAUCGGACAAAACGACCACACGUUAUUCAGGACCUACACUGUUAUCUGUGUGAUGUCAAAGUUGCCCCCAGAACAAAACACUGUGGUGUUUGCAACAAGUGUGUGGAAGAUUUUGAUCAUCAUUGCAAAUGGCUGAACACCUGUGUGGGGAGGAGGAACUACUGGUUCUUCUUUUUGGCUCUUGUCUCUGCUACCUUAGGCGUCGCUAUCAUCAUUGCUCUCAACUUGUACAUAUUAAUACAACAUUACCUGGAUCCUCACAGCCUGCGGACUGCCCCACAGUUUCACACUAUGCUGGGAAAUACAACAUGGCUGGUGUUUUUGCCAUUGGCUCCUAUAAAGACAAGUUCAGCCGGUCUCCUGGUAUUAGCUUUUAUAACAAUUGUGCUGAGCACCAUUUGUCUCCUGCUGCUCGGCCAUCUACUGGGAUUUCAUUUUUACCUGUUUUAUAAAGGCAUAAGCACGUACGACUAUGUGAAGAUGAAGCGAAAAAAAGAAUCAGCAAAUCGAGACACUAAAACUGUAAAUCCUUGUGAUGCUAAAACAAAAAGAAACACUCAACAGAGCCAAGUAGGAUCUAUUGAUUGUGAGCCAGGAUUGUCACAAAGUUCAAGCUCAUGCAAGAUUGACGAGGGCCCACUCUCAAGGGAUUUUUCAGAGUCCUUAUGCACAGAGUUGCAGAACUUUAAGAAGUCAUCUGAAAAACAAAAUUAUGGAACAGAACAUUCUACAGAAAUGAGCACAAGGAAAAUGUCAAUGAGUGUCGUCAAGGAGUGGAAGCCUGACGAUGAAGAUGUUCAGAGUGUCAGUGUGGAUUCUCUUCCUGUGGCUCAGGACCCACUCGGCAGCUCAGUUAUGGCUCCGGACAAUACCUAGCAGCUACUGACAUCCAAAGAGCUGCAUUAAGAUGUGUUUCUCUCAGGUACAACCUACAAUUCUGGUCAGAAUCAUUAUCAAGUGUAAGUGCAGAACUACAGAUGUCUUCUGAUAUUAAUGUAAAUCAACUAAGAAUGUAUGAACAGAAGAGGUUAAGGGGAUGUAAACGACAAAAUACACUCUCAUACACAGUGUAAUCUGGGUAACAGUAGUAAUUGACACAGUUUGAUAGUAAUUUGGUUGCAAAACAUUUGUAACAAUGACAGCCUUGAACUGUUUCUUAUGGCCACCUAGAAGCUUGUUGCACAUGUCUAGCAAUAGUUUCUGCCACUCUUUCACAGCGUCUGUGACUGAUGUUCGUAGUUUGUAUUAAAACUGUAUUUUCACUUACUCUAUACUUGAAGAAGCUGAAUAGGAAUGAUGUCAGGACUAAACCACUGCAUCUUUUCAUUCCCAGCUAUUCUUUCUUGAUGUUAGAUGUGUGUUUUUGGGGUCAUCAUCUAGCUGAAAGACCCUCUGCUCAUACCAUUUUUCUGAUUAUGAAAAAUAUGGCUGUCAGUUUUUGAUUUCAUCAUUUGUUUGAUAUAUUGAAUUGCUCUCACUAGCCACUGGAUUAGGGAUACCUGGUGUACUUAAUUAAGUCGCUGGCCAGUGAGUGUAUAGUACCAGAGGCAGUGAACCACUGUAUUCCCAGAGAGUUCUGUCUUUGCUUCUUCUGUCCCUAGAUUAUUAUUCCAGAGAGACUGUGUCUUAUCCGAUGAAGAUUUUGGAUACAUUACGCUUUUACAUAGUUAUGUGCCCUCUGGUCUUUGUCUGUGUAGCCCCGUUUGGUUCAGUGCAUGCGAUGAGCAGAAACCAUGACUCCAUAUUGCACAUAUUUCAAUUGUUAUGGUUAUUACUUUUUUUUUUUUAUGACUGGGAAAUUGCGUUAUAAUUUUGAA
This is a messenger RNA of Cololabis saira (Pacific saury), 2294 nucleotides long. It is a transcript of the gene zdhhc11, whose product is annotated as zinc finger DHHC-type containing 11. The transcript has 11 exons. The record is from RefSeq and is a predicted model, not a curated record. Gene Ontology annotation, cellular component: endoplasmic reticulum; Golgi apparatus. Gene Ontology annotation, molecular function: protein-cysteine S-palmitoyltransferase activity. NCBI's taxonomy places the organism in Eukaryota, Metazoa, Chordata, Actinopteri, Beloniformes, Belonidae. The coding region runs from base 142 to 1353 and encodes 403 amino acids. Gene Ontology annotation, biological process: protein targeting to membrane; peptidyl-L-cysteine S-palmitoylation.